This is a messenger RNA of Photinus pyralis (common eastern firefly), 3231 nucleotides long. RefSeq lists its product as uncharacterized. Gene Ontology annotation, molecular function: protein kinase activity; ATP binding. The transcript has 10 exons. Gene Ontology annotation, biological process: protein phosphorylation. Lineage: Eukaryota; Metazoa; Arthropoda; Insecta; Coleoptera; Lampyridae. Bases 1119 to 2744 code for a protein of 541 amino acids. The record is from RefSeq and is a predicted model, not a curated record.
AUUACGCGUAGAAUUCAAAAAUGCAUUCAAAUACAGGAAGUUCUAUUUUAAAAAAUGGUCCAUUUUGGCACCCUUUUUUGUGUGCGUACCCUGUAUAAUUCCAAAUAUUUUUAAAAUGUAGAGAAUAUUCAACCAUAUCAUAAUACAAAAGCACUCUAUCGAGAAAUCUUAUCUUCAAGAAAUUAAGUAACUCCGCGUAAUCGUUGACUCACCCUGUACAUGGAGCAGUAACUGUAGUAAUAAUAAUAAUAUUAUUAUCUAUACGAACGCCGUACAGACGAACGCUAAUCGUUACUUGAUUUUAAUCCGUGCGAUUAGUUAACCAGGCUAGCCUGAGUUCUCACAAGAAACACCGACCAUAAUAAUAAUUUAAUCCUUUUUGAAUUUUUUUUAUAGGAUUAGUCAGGUUUUUCAAAUUAUAAAAAAAUAUCACACUUUGAAAAUGGAAUGUAAAGAUUUUUAGAAGUUCUCAUUGUGCUUUGAGUUCCUGUUCUAUACUUCUCCAUUGUAAGUGUACACAAAUUUCAAAAAUAUACAAACAAGGCAAUGUUACAACAUUUAGGCUUCUGAAAUACCUUCUGCGGGUCGGGUAGUCAACGAGAGACACCAGUAAUGUCUCUUAUCAAUUUCUUUUCAUAGAAGUUCUCAUCAUCAUCUUGUAUCUUCCACUUCAUUAUUACGUAAACUUUUCUCCCUUCCUUCAGGUCGUUCAUCAUCUUCACCUUUCUCCUUCUUCUGCUCCUUCUUCCAGCCACAGUUCCUCCCAUCUUAACAAACAAUUGUGUCUCAACACGUGACCAAAUCAAUUUCUAUUUCUUUUGUUAAUGGUGCCGAUGAUUGAUCUCCUCUCUGUUUUUCCAAUCGAUCUUCAAAAUCCUUCCCCACACUAUUUCCAAGGCUUCUAUUUUUUCGUCCUUCAUUACUGUCCAUUGUAACGGAUGUUAUCAGAUUUGAUUAAUUUUUUUCGAUGUGGUAUGGGAUCCUAAAAUACGCGGUUCUGACUAUUUAAGUGCGUUUGAAAGCUUACGGCGCCGGUGAGUCGUGGGAAGUGGCAUGAUUAGUUUGGAUUACAGACGGGGAGCUACAAAAACACGAGGCCAUUACUACGAAUAUAGAUUAUGAAGUUCUUGCAUAGUCAGCCAACUAACAAUAUAUGGCGAGGACUCGCCAACUCCACUGUCAGACGAUCCUCAAAGCUUUACAAGUUGUCCACAUUAUGCGCAGCCGGUGGAGGAGCCCUAGCGAUAUCCUCCACAGAAGCUCCAACUGCAAGGGAUCAAAUACCAGUCGUCAGCGGCCUUUUGAGAUUCUUACGCUCGAUGAAAAUAGGUUUGAUCAUCUCGUUUGAUUACACAUUUUCACAACUAGGCCUAAAUGAAGCGAUGCCCAACUAUAACGUAAUGAUGGGACGAAUACAUCAAAGAGCCGCAGACCGUUUGCUAAACGGCUGCCUAAUUAACGGCGGAAGUUACAUCAAACUUGGCCAAGGAUUAGUCUGCAUGAACCAUAUUUUACCCCCUCAGUAUACAGAGACGUUAAAGCAGUUGCAAGACAAAUGUCUAAAGCGCAAACCCGACGAGGUGCGCGUUUUGUUUUUGGAAGACUUCAAGAAAACACCUGACGAUAUGUUCAGGGAGUUUGAUCACGAGCCUAUCGCAGCUGCCAGUUUAGCUCAGGUUUUCAAAGCCACGACUAAGGAUAAUAAGAAAGUGGCCGUAAAAGUGCAAUACAUCGACUUGCAAAAACGUUUCGACGGCGAUAUUGCUACCAUCGAGUUUAUAAUGAACAUUAUUGGACUUUUACAUUCCGAUUUUAAUUUUAAGUGGGUGGUUGACGAUUUAAAAGACUCUUUACGGCAAGAAUUAGAUUUUAUAAAUGAGGGCCGCAAUUCGGAAAAGUGCGCCAGAGAUCUAAGUCACUUAAGGUACGUCCACGUUCCAAAAGUUUACUGGGACCUGUGCAGUUCGAGGGUUCUUGUUGCAGAAUACAUCGAAGGUUACAAAAUCUCCGAAGUUAAAAAAUUGAUCAGUAACGGUUUUGAUUUGGCGGACAUUAAUAAAAAAUUAUUUGAAGCGUUCGGUGAGCAGAUUUUCCAAACUGGUUUUGUUCACGCUGAUCCACAUUCUGGGAACGUGAUUAUUCGUAAGAAUGGUAAAGACGCUCAGCUUGUGCUUUUGGAUCAUGGAUUGUACGAGACGAUUAGUGAAAGGGAUCGAACGUCGUUAAGUUGUAUGUGGAAAGCUAUUGUGUUACAAGAUCAUGAUCAAAUGAGGAAGUAUUCUAAAGAAUUAGGCGUUGAUGAUUAUGUAAUGUUUGCUGAAAUACUCACGCAAACGCCACUAAAGCGGACAAAUUUUAAAUUAACAACAAGAGUAACCGAAGAGGACGUUAGUUACAUGAAAGAAUUCGCUGCAAAACGAUUUGAUAUGGUGAUGUCAGUAUUGAAGCAUAUACCACCUUCUCUUCUUUUGGUGCUUAGAAACCUUAAUACUAUACGAAGUAUUGCUCAGGAACAUGGAAAUCCAAUUGACCGAUACGAGAUACUUGCUCGAUGUGCAACUAGGCGUGCAUUUGCAAGUUCGCAUAGUGUCCUUUCAAAAAUUUACAACAUUCCAACAAUGGUGUAUUUUGAAAUUAAAUUAUUGAAGAAUAAAAUAGAUCGAUGGAUUUAUGCAAUGUUCCUAAGAAUCUUGCGUGCACUAGGAAGGGCAGCAGAUACAAGCGCUAUAGAAAAGAUGUUUUAAAUAAAUAAUUUUGUUAUAUGUAUUUGUAAAUAUAGGUAGUACAAGUAUGUAAACAAUGGUAGUACUUUAGAUGUUAGUUAAAGUUUUACUGUAAACAAUCAAUGUGACAUAAUUAAUUAGUAAUGGAGAAUUCUUAAAAUAUUCAAAAAAAAAUAUGUUUUUACUUAGGCUUUGUAGGACCCCUCACUUUUUUCACAGAAAUACACGUAUUGAAGCACCAGGAUUCUGAAUCGCACAAAUCUUGAGGAUGUCGGUCGUCUGUCUGUACUUUCAUUUCCGGCUAAAGGUUGAACCAAACUUUGUACACAUAUUCGGAAAGUGCUGUAACGCUUUUGGACAGAAUCGCGCGCAUGCGCAGGUGUAGGGAUGGUAUCUGUGCCAGUCACAGGCCACAGCUAAUUGGUUAAUAUGCCAUUUCCAAAUGGAUCUACGUGGUGAGAAAGAAUGAAACAAUGGUGGAAACGCAGUAAAUGUCUUGUAAAUUUAA